AUGAGUGAUAUUACACACGAAAUAGGCGAACUUGGAGAAUUGAAUGACUUAUUGAAUGAUGUAGUUCGACGAUAUCAAUAUCUUCAACAUGAAACGGAACAAAAACAGCAUAAUUACACUCUUCAAGUCGCCGAGCUUCCUAAAGUUCAACGCUUCGCAUUCGAAGAAUAUUUGGAAAAAAUUAAAUCAAUUCAAAUGAAAAUUUCGGAUGAAUUAGCAGGGAAAUGUGCAGCUGAGUCAAAAUAUCAUCGAUUGGAGAUGAAAGCCAAAGAUGUUCGACGAAAGAAUGCUGAAUCACAAAUUGGUUAUCAUAAAAUAAGUCGUCAGAAAAUUUUAGAAGAACAAGAACGGAAGUUGCAAAGUGAAUUGGACGUAUUGAUAGCUCAAGAUCAAGAAUUAGAUGAAAAGCAGAAAAAGUUGAUGAUAGAAAUUGAAAAAUUAUCUCGAAAGAUCGAAGAUAUUGAAAUUGGUUAUGAACAGGAAUUGAGCAAAUUAGUAUCACUGGUUUAUCAAGUAUCAGCCAUUGAAGACAAUACAUCUCUAGUAACACAAAUUCAUGAUUUGGAGUGCCAACAAUUGGGGCAAAAACUAUCAACAGUCACCAUCUAUGACAUUAAUCAAUUUGCUCGAAAACAAAAACAUGAAACAUUAGUAAAAGUAGAAAAUUUCUAUGAUUUAUUGCUUCUACGACAAAUGCAAACCGAUGAAAGAAGAAUGGUGGAAUGGUUUGAACUAAAAAAAAAUGAAUUAGACCACAAUCAUCUAGACAUACCGUCAUCACGCGGACCUGGACCAGCGCCAAAUAUUAAAGACAAACAAAAAGAAAUUGAUGAUUUUCAUGCAGAACUAAAUAAACUGAAAGAUGAACGAUUAAAAUUGACUAUUGAAUUGAAAGAUUGGGAAACAUCAAAUCAACGAAAUGACGAUUAUUAUCAAGUACAAGUUGAACAAAAACAACAAGUCAUCUUUCAAAUUCGUCUUAAAGUUGGCAUCAUUAUAAAAAAGAAUAUAUCCUUGCAAAAUGAACUCAAUAUCUAUCGAUCAUUAUUGCAAGCCUAUAAAAAUCAUCACGACGAGGAGGAUUUCACUGAAUUCAGAUCAGUUGAACAUAUAGGUAAGUUCACACUUUAUAGAAGCGCUCAUCAUUCAAUUCAUACUCUCUAAAAAUAAAACAGCUUCAUUUUAAAUAUCCAAAAAUAGAAGAAAACGAAUUUUGAUUUUUGUUACUAAUACAAAAAUGUGUAGAAACAGUUUCAUUAAGCCGCUCUCAGAUUUCUUCGUAGUAACCUCUUUUGACAAGCGCAAUAACCAUCCAGAAUUCCAAUGAGUUGAAUAGAAAUAGAAAACUCUUUUUAUUUACUAAAUUCUCUUUUCGGAUGCUGUUUCACAGUAUGUUGUUUCUUAGAGAGUAACAAUAGUAAACAUAGACUGUGUGCAUUUUUGUGGUAUACGCUACCUUGUUCUUUCAUUUUUUUUCUCUUAUUCGAAAAUUUUUCUUAAUUUGUUCUUGAAAUACUCCUUUAGAAACCAAAACUUGAGAUAAGACAUUUUUAAGAUAAAUCCUAUUUUUUUGCUCGUUCUGUGAAACUCUUUGCGUAAACAUAACUACACUAGAAUGCAGCUCUAUAUAUAUUUUGAGAUAAAUUUUUGACAUCUGAUGGAUUUCUCUCAUAAGUUGUUCAGUAUUCGAGUUUUUCGUUUGCGCUUCUGCAGUCGAGUGGCCGCGACUACGACACCUGGUACUUUUCAUAAUAUGUCCGCUCGGGGUUACUCUGGAAAAUACAAAGAGCAAUUUUGCAAUCGCCGUUAAUAUGAAUGGUGUGUCUUCUGUUAUGUAAAAACCUAAUUAUUUUAGCGUAAUUAGCGAUUGAAAAUAUUUGUUCAUGGCAUUCGAUUCCUCACAAUCUCAGGAACAUAUGAAACUCAAACUAUGUUUUCCAAUGAAAGAUGCCUGAGAUACUUUGCAAGUUUCAUGUCAUUCAGAAAAUGAAGUUCCAGAAUUUUGACAGAGACAGUGCAGUUCUGUUAUAAAUAUGAAUAUCCCUGUUGUACAGCAUGAAAUACAAAUGUUGUUUCG
Messenger RNA from Didymodactylos carnosus, 2077 nucleotides. The record is from the annotation of a GenBank genome assembly. Lineage: Eukaryota; Metazoa; Rotifera; Eurotatoria; Philodinida; Philodinidae.